GUGUAAAGUCAAGCAGUGCUCGUGACAGAUAAAUAUUAUUCGAAUUAAAUUUAAAUAAAACUUAUGUUGACUUUUUUUGUUAUAUUUUGCUGUGUACGGCCACAAUAACUGAACACAAAAUGAACCGAGAGACACGUCAAAAAUCGCAAGAAUCAAAUCCAAUAUCAAAUGCGUCGAUCCUGUCGAAAUUAACAUUCUGGUGGCUAAAACCGUUGUUUAUAAUCGGUUUGAAACGUGCAAUCGAAGAGGACGACAUUUUUGCCAUCACAAACAGUAUGCGAAGUGAUCAAAACACGAGAAAAUUUGCAAAGUUAUGGGAACUAGAAUUAAAGAAGAAAAAUCCAAGCAUGAUUCGCGUUAUGCUGAGGGCAAACGGUUACAAAGUUCAUAUAAUUGGCAUUCUAUGCUCACUAAUAGAGACAUUAGCGAGAUUGAUUCAACCGAUUUGUCUGGGUGGUCUGGUCACCUAUUUUGCCCAAAAUAAUCCAACGGACACAAUGCUGUACGAUUCGUAUAUGUACGCUACAGGCAUUGUUUUGUCAACAGCCGUUUUGAUUGUAUCAUAUCACCCAUUCAACUUGUACAUGCUGAAAACGUCCUGUAAAGUGCGAUUGGCGUGUAGUGGAUUGAUUUACGAGAAAGCAUUGCGCCUGCUCAAGUCAUCGACUGAAGAGGGUCAAACUGGUAAAAUUAUUAAUUUAAUGUCGAGCGAUUUGGCAAAGUUCGACAUUGGUUUCUCGUUCUUGCACGACAUUUGGAAGGGUCCGCUACAAGCAUUGAUUGUGUCAGUUGUGAUCUACAUGGAAAUUGGCAUCUCAGCUGUUGUUGGUAUGGCAUUUUUGGUAAGUUUCAUUCCGUUACAAGCUUGGAUCGGCAGACAAUCAGCAAAUUUACGAACAAAAACCACUGAAAGAACUGAUUUUCGCGUUAAAAUCAUGAACGAAAUCUUGUUUGGUAUUCAAGUCAUUAAAAUGUAUGCCUGGGAAAAAUCGUUCGCCAAGAUGGUCAACAGAAUUCGCAAGAAAGAAGUGAAUGCUAUUCGAUCAAUUGCGCACAUACGGGCGACACUCAAUUCGUUGGCAAUGGUAUCAAAAAUGUCGAUAUUUUUGAGCAUAAUUUCGUACGUUUAUUUCGGCAACGUGGUUACAGCCCGAAAAGUGUUCAUUGUGUCAUCGUACUUCAAUAUUUUGAACCAUGUCAUGGUACACAUCUGGCCGAUUGCAUUGAUAAACACUGCAGAAGCGUAUGUGUCGGUGAAACGCGUCCAGGAGUUUCUGAUGCGUUCAGAGUCUACAAGUACACUAAGAGUGUCCGAAGAAGGUAAAUUUUACUCAAAUAACGUUGACUUAUCGAACGACGGAAUUAAAUUGAAGUCAAACGAAUUGGUGUCUUUCGCCAAAAACUCUGACACAGCUCGACGUAUUCACAAUGCAGAUAGUCCACAAAAAUGUAUCCGAUUGGCAAAUGCAACAUCGGUUUGGGAAAAUAGUGACAGCUCGCAACUUACUGGAAUAAUGGACAUGAAUAUUGAAAUAGAGUCAGGACUGUGCGCAAUAGUUGGCCAAGUCGGUUCAGGUAAAUCGACUUUACUGAAUCUUAUACUUGGUGAAUUGUCGCUGAGCUCCGGAUCGAUGACUAUAAGUGGUACAAUUAGCUACGCAUCCCAAGAUCCGUGGAUAUUCGAAGGCUCGGUUCGGAGUAAUAUUGUGUUCGUAGAAGAAUUUGAUAGACAACGAUACAAUAAAGUGGUUGAACUUUGUGCAUUGGAUCGUGACUUCAAGCUACUACCCAAGGGAGAUGCUACAAUCGUUGGCGAACAGGGAUCUUCGCUUAGUGGUGGACAAAAGGCCCGUGUUAAUUUAGCUCGUUCAAUUUAUAAAGAGGCGGACAUUUAUUUACUGGACGAUCCAUUGUCUGCUGUGGACACGAAUGUCGGUAAACACAUCUUCGAAAAGUGUAUCGAAGAAUUUUUGGCCAAUAAAAUUUGCGUUCUCGUUACGCAUCAACUGCAGUACUUGACAAAUGUACAACAUGCAAUACUUUUGCAUAUGGGCAAGGUGGUGGGUCAGGGACCAUUCCAAAUUCUGCAGAAAUCAAACAAGGAGCUGCUUACACACUCUCAGGUGGAAGGUGACCAUAACGUUGUCGAUUUCUCACAGAGCCGGUCCCGUAAGAAAUCGUCCACGGUGUCGAUCUGUAGCAUGAAUUUAAACGAUGAAGUAGACGAACGCAAGGAGCAACAUAUGACCGGCAACAUUCAAUUCAGUACAUACACAAAAUAUUUUAGAGCUGCCCACAAUCACACGUUGCUGAUCAGUGUCGUCAUUCUAUUCAUUUUAACACAAUUCGCUCUGAGUUGGUCCGAUUACUUCCUAGCAAAUUGGGUCGAUUGGGAAAAAAGAGUAGCUAUGCCUGCAGUCAAAAUAUCAUUCAAUGCAACUGAAUUACCUUCAGAGAGGACCAAUGUAAAUGAAUCAAUUGUGAAAGUGGAACGUGAACGCCUCCUCCUAAUAUACACUAUUAUCAUGGUGCUGGGCACCAUUUGCGUUGUGUGCCGUUCCUUUUCCUCGUUCCGAAUGUGCCUACGCAUAUCAAUCAAUUUACACGACAUGAUAUUCCGUGGAAUCAGUCGCGCUAAAAUGGCUUUUUUCCAUAACAAUCCCAGCGGACGAAUUUUGAACCGAUUCGCCAGAGAUAUUAACAAUAUUGACUCAUUGCUGCCGAGUAUUAUGAUUGACGUUUUACAUAAUUUUUUGCAAUACAUAGCCAUCGUUGUGAUCAAUGCUAUCGUAGAUCCGUGGUUGUUACUUCCAGCUGCUAUGAUGACUAUACUUUUCUAUUUGAUGCGUGUCGUCUAUGUGAAUACCGGACGCAGUUUUAAACGAAUUGAAGCCAAAAGUAGAAGUCCAAUAUUCUCGCAUGUAAAUGCAACUCUUCAAGGUCUCUCCACUAUUCGUGUAUUCAAAGCAGAAAAAAUACUUCAAAAUGAAUUCCACGAGUUUCAAGACUUCAACACGUCGUGUUGGUAUUUAUUCGCCAGUGGAUCGCAAUGUUUGGCCCUUUGGCUAGAUCUGGUGUGUCUUUUAUACAUCACCUUCGUCACUUACAGUUUUCUGGUAUUCAGUAAUGCCAAGGAAAGUGGCAAAGUCGGUUUGGCAAUAUUGAGUAGCAUCAGUUUGAUUGGAACGUGUCAGUGGGGUAUGCGUCAAAAUAUUGAAAUGGAAAAUCAAAUGAUAUCCGUCGAACGGGUCAUUGAAUAUGCUGAAUUACCAUCGGAGCCGCCACUAGAAUCUGAUAAGCAGAAUGCACCGCCUAAAGAUUGGCCUAACCGUGGAAACAUUGAAUUCAAAUCGUUGAACUUAAAAUAUGCUGAAAAUGGUUCUCGUAUUUUAAGGAACCUAACUUUUCGAAUCAACGCUAAGGAAAAAAUUGGGAUUAUUGGUCGAACAGGUGCUGGAAAGAGUUCGAUCAUUCAGGCGCUUUUCCGUCUGGCACAAAAUGAGGGUCAGAUUGUGAUCGAUGGAAUCGAUAUCAGUAUGAUUGGUCUACAUGAUUUGCGGAAAAAAAUUGCAAUCAUUCCACAAGAGGCGAUCCUGUUUUCAGAAAGUAUUCGAUUCAAUUUGGAUCCAUUCGCUGAGCGAACGGACGCCGAAAUCUGGAAUUCUCUGGAAUUGGUCGAAUGUAAAUCCGUUAUUUCGGCAUUGCCUGGCGGUCUCGACUGUAAAGUGCUUGACGGCGGACUAAACUUUAGUGCUGGUCAGCGUCAACUACUCUGUUUGUCUCGAGCAAUUUUAAGGAACAAUAAAAUAUUGAUUCUUGACGAGGCAACGGCUAAUGUUGACUCAGAAACGGACAAAUUAAUCCAAGAAACAAUCAGAAAGCAAUUCACUGACUGUACUGUCAUCACGAUAGCCCAUCGAUUACAUACAAUUAUAGACAGCGAUAAGGUAAUUGUAAUGGAUGCUGGAAAAAUCAGAGAAUUCGAUCAUCCAUACAAACUGAUUCAAAUGCGAGGUGGUUUCUUCAAGCGAUUGCUCGAUCAAACUGGCAGUACAACGGCGAAAGAGCUCUCCAGUGUUGCCAAAAAGAGCUACGAUUUAUCCAUUACGAAAAACGUGAACUGCUCAAGCGGGUAAGAAUUUUUCAUAAAAAAUUCAUCAUUAGUAUCAGUAAACACAUCAGGGUAUUUCAUAGAACCUAUGUUUUUAUUUGUGAAAUAAAUGAAGAAGAAGUGUGACAGGAUAAUUUUUGUAUUUUAAAACUUCAAUGUGCCAAGGCCGUUACUGGUCCUGCCCCACUUGUUGUACAUUAGGAAUACAAUAAGUGUACAUUAAAUGAACA
Molecule: messenger RNA, 4341 nt
Organism: Bradysia coprophila
Lineage: Eukaryota; Metazoa; Arthropoda; Insecta; Diptera; Sciaridae
Product: ATP-binding cassette sub-family C member 4-like
Biological process (GO): transmembrane transport
Cellular component (GO): membrane
Molecular function (GO): ATP hydrolysis activity; ATP binding; ABC-type transporter activity
Source: RefSeq, a predicted model, not a curated record